Molecule: messenger RNA, 1272 nt
Organism: Penicillium angulare
Lineage: Eukaryota; Fungi; Ascomycota; Eurotiomycetes; Eurotiales; Aspergillaceae
Product: Zn(II)2Cys6 transcription factor
Exons: 2
Coding region: 1-1272 (423 amino acids)
Biological process (GO): regulation of DNA-templated transcription
Molecular function (GO): zinc ion binding; DNA-binding transcription factor activity, RNA polymerase II-specific
Source: RefSeq, a predicted model, not a curated record
AUGCCCCGCACAGGUAUUAAAAGAGUUCGCACGGGAUGUAAAACUUGCAAGGUUCGGAAAAUAAAAUGCGACGAAGGCAAACCACAGUGCCUAAAAUGCUUCGCAGCAGGAAGACUGUGCGACGGGUAUGAAGAACCUCCGUCAGAUGCAUUACAGCGCAAUACCUUGCUGCGUAUGCAGCCCUCUCAAUUUACCUGGGCAGAACCGAGGGAACUUCGAAAUCUAGAAUGUUUCCGUCAAUUUGUAGCGCCCAUGCUAGCGGGCCCGGUUCCUGCAUAUGCAUUCUGGACCGAUAUCGUCCCUCAAUUGACAGAGCGCGAGCCAAUAGCCAGACAUGCGAUGAUGGCGCUGAGUUCAUUUUUUGUUAGUAUCGGACAAGACUCACCACCUCAAUUCGAGGAUUUAAAAUUCGCUCAGCGCCAUUAUGGCAGCGCUAUUAAACAAAUGAUCUAUGCCAAGCCGGCCGACAUGGACAUCGUCGUGACAGCUUGUAUUCUUUUAAUUGGGGUGGAAUUCCUGCGUGGACACCCUGAAGCCGCCAUUUUCCAUACUCGACACGCCAUGCAGCUUGUCAAGUCUUACAAGCCUAGGGCUGGACUAGAAGCGACCCUUGCAUUAUUCAACGCUUUUAUACUUCUACUUCCGGGUUUCUUCGCAGAUAUGCCACGACCCAUCGAGUAUAAAUCUUCGUGUGGUGUUGCAUCUUUCAACGAUCUGACUCAGGCCAAAGAAGCGCUCACAGAACUUACCAGUCGUACUGUGGAGAUCGCAUUUACCCGAGAAGAACAGCAAAGAACGCGACUGUCAACGCCACUCUCGGAAUCGCAGGAGUCUAUCGAAUUCCUAGAAAAGCGUCUCAACGAGGAUCUCGACGCAUUCUAUGCAGUUCUACUUGGUCUUGAACGAUACGAUGCAAAUAACAAGCGUCGUGGAAAUCGCCUGUUCAAAGCCCGAUGGCUUGUAUGCAAGAUAUGGGCAAAUAAUGGACUUGCUGUCGCUUCUUCUUAUGGUUCACAUGAAUAUUAUUUCUUACGAAUAAUUGACCUUGUCUCUGAGGCUUAUUCUGAGGGUCCGAAGUACAUAUUCGCGAUCGAGUUUGCUACGAUAUUACUUUUUGUGAUACAGCAGUGCCGAGAUGAAGAUAUAAGUAAUGUUGCACUUGGAUUAUUCAAAGAUGCAUGUUGUGCCAAUCCGGAGAGCAUUUCUCGCUCACAUCCUCUGUGUGUGCGUGCCAAAUCGCCUUCCAAUCCCGAAAGCGUCACUUCGACAUGA